UACAUUCACCAUCUCUUUGGUCGAGUCGGUUGUGAAUGGUGAUUGGCUUUAUUGGUUACAUAACUUAUAUUGGUUUUUUUGGUGAUAGCAACGUGAAGAGUAGCGUACUUACAUACAUGCUUCAUUUCUCAUGAUAGAUUAAUCAAGACAAACAAUGAGUGAAAAUAACAUGAAAGAUUUCCCACCAUUAAAAAAUGACUUAAUUCUCCGAGCUGCAAGAGGAGAAGAUACGGAAAAAGUUCCAGUGUGGAUUAUGAGGCAAGCUGGCAGAUAUUUACCAGAAUUUCGUAAGUUCAAAGAAGAACAUGGAAGUGAUUUUUUUCAUAUUGUUCAGUCGCCCAAUUUAGCCUGUGAAAUUACACUUCAGCCUAUUAGAAGAUUUGACUUGGAUGCAGCUAUAAUAUUUUCAGAUAUAUUGGUGAUUCCACAGGCUUUGGGUCUGAAGUGUGAGAUGUUAAAGGGAAAAGGUCCUCAUUUUCCUGAACCUCUUAAGGAACCUGAUGAUCUUGAAAGGCUGAAGAAAAAUGUUGUAGUUAAGGAGACGCUGGGAUAUGUCUUAGAUGCCAUUACUUUGACCAGACAUAAACUUGAAGGAAAAGUUCCAUUAAUUGGUUUUUCUGGAGCACCAUGGACUCUAAUGGCUUAUAUGAUUGAAGGUGGUGGCAGUAAAACUAUGUCAAAUGCAAAGAAAUGGUUGUAUAAACAUGCUAAAGCAACCUCAUUACUGCUACAGACAUUAACUGAUCUUAUAGUUGAUUAUCUUGUUGCUCAAGUUCAAGCUGGAGCACAGAUGCUUCAAGUGUUUGAAUCUCAUGCAGAAUGUCUUAGUCCAUAUUUAUUUACUCUUUAUGCAUACCCUUAUCUGGAGCAAAUAGCUUUUAAAGUGAAAGAAAAACUUGGGGAAAAUUCUGUUCCCAUGGUCAUAUUUGCUAAAGGUGCUACGUACGCCAUACAAGAACUUUCUCAAAGUAGUUAUGACGUCAUUAGCUUGGACUGGACAGUUCCUGUAGCUGAUGCUCGGCUGCAAGCGCCAAAUCGUGUUUUGCAAGGAAACCUUGAUCCUUGUGGAUUGUACGCUUGUAAGAAUGAUCUGAUUCAAGCAACCAAAAGCAUGAUUCGUUCAUUUGGUACGAAAAAGUAUAUUGCAAAUCUUGGGCAUGGAAUAUAUCCAGAUAUGGACCCUGAAAAAGUGACAAUAUUUAUUGAUACUGUACAUUCAUAUUCGGAAUCCUUAAACAACGAAACAACACGGUAGAAUGUAUAUUUUUGAUAUUCAGGUAGAAGGAAGCGGGGAAUGGCGAGAGUAAGAUGAUAUAAUUUUUCUCGCUUUCUCUCUCAAAAAUAAUAAUGAAUUUUAUAAAAUA
This is a messenger RNA of Xenia sp. Carnegie-2017, 1364 nucleotides long. Its product is annotated as uroporphyrinogen decarboxylase-like. Gene Ontology annotation, molecular function: uroporphyrinogen decarboxylase activity. Gene Ontology annotation, biological process: heme biosynthetic process. The transcript is spliced from 11 exons. Bases 155 to 1255 code for a protein of 366 amino acids. NCBI's taxonomy places the organism in Eukaryota, Metazoa, Cnidaria, Anthozoa, Malacalcyonacea, Xeniidae. The record is from RefSeq and is a predicted model, not a curated record. Gene Ontology annotation, cellular component: cytosol.